Messenger RNA from Vicia villosa (hairy vetch), 1081 nucleotides. Its product is annotated as chloroplastic import inner membrane translocase subunit HP30-2-like. NCBI's taxonomy places the organism in Eukaryota, Viridiplantae, Streptophyta, Magnoliopsida, Fabales, Fabaceae. The transcript has 6 exons. Bases 91 to 888 code for a protein of 265 amino acids. Gene Ontology annotation, biological process: protein targeting to chloroplast; protein insertion into mitochondrial inner membrane. Gene Ontology annotation, molecular function: protein binding; transmembrane protein transporter activity. Gene Ontology annotation, cellular component: TIM22 mitochondrial import inner membrane insertion complex; chloroplast inner membrane. The record is from RefSeq and is a predicted model, not a curated record.
UAAAAAGGUAAAGUACGAAACAAAACGUUAUCAAUCCAAAAUAUCCAUCCACUUCCUCUCUCAAUUCCACUGCGGCGUUGAACUACAAACAUGGAAAAAGGAAAGAAUCAAAAAAUGAUGGCGCUGUCGUUGAAAGGUUUACCACAACAAAUUCAAAACCCUAUCGACCAAAUUCAAACGCGCUACAAACACUUGGAAAAUGGUUUCAAGCUUUGGCUCUCCAAGCAGUCCAUCGCCGUUGAAGCCGCUGUUGUUACAACCACCAGCGCCGCUCAAGGCGCUGCUAUUGGUGCUUUUAUGGGUACUCUUACUGGUGACACUCCUGCUGCUUUUGCGCCGCCUCCUAAUGCGGCUCUUAACCCUCAAGCCAUGGCUUCUCUUAAACAAGCACAGGCUCUUGCUGGAGGUCCUUUGAUUCAGGCUCGGAACUUUGCUGUUAUGACUGGAGUGAAUGCUGGUAUUACAUGUGUUUUGAAAAGGUUGAGAGGAAAGGAAGAUGUUCAAUCCAGCAUGGCGGCAGCUUUUGGUUCCGGGGCCUUGUUUUCAUUGGUAAGUGGUGUGGGUGGGCCAAAUCAAGCAACAAAUGCACUGACAUCUGGACUAUUCUUUGCACUUGUUCAAGGUGGUCUUUUCCAGAUAGGACAAAAGUUUUCUCAACCACCUGCUGAAGAUACUCACUACGCCAAAACAAGAAACAUGUUGAACAACCUUGGUCUUCAGAAUUACGAAAAGAAUUUUAAGAAAGGCUUAUUAUCAGACAACACUUUGCCUUUACUCAAUGACAGCGCUCUCAGAGAUGUGAAAAUUCCUCCAGGACCCAGGCUUUUGAUUCUUGACCACAUCCAGAGGGAACAUGAUUUGAGAGAGAAGCAUGGAAGCCGCCGUUAACUGACAUCGUUAUCUGUCACCUCCGAACUAUAAGUGGUGAAAUGCAUUAGUAUAGGGAGUUUGUAUUGCAAACGGAUUGUCAUUUUUGUUUAUCAUGCUUUAUGUUUCAUUGUUGUUGCUGAAUACUUGAGAAAAUUUGGUUAACUAGUCGUAUAUUUUGGUUGCCCUGAAACGCAAAUUGGGUAAUAGUAAA